AUGGCAACUGGAAUUAAUAGGCAGCCUGAUCAUGGAAUAUCUGCUUACAAUAUUCCUAAAUUCUACCACCAUUUUGCCUAUCAUCGUUGGACUUACCACGGUUUAGAAUUUACCGUCGUCCAUCGUCGUUUGUCGCUUCUUACUUGGAAUUCUCCAUCGUCAUUGCUAUUUCCUUUAAAUUUCACCAUGAUCUCGUCACUAGUCAGUAGUCACCACUUGUGCUCUGUGGAGAGAUCUUCGUCGUCACACCUCCCAGGAAGAUCUACUUACACCCGAUUGAGUUUGGUUAAUGAAGCUGGUAGUGGCAUUGGAAGACUAAAACAUUGUAGAAGAUGGACCUGCAACAAUCAGUAG
Messenger RNA from Lactuca virosa, 354 nucleotides. The record is from the annotation of a GenBank genome assembly. NCBI's taxonomy places the organism in Eukaryota, Viridiplantae, Streptophyta, Magnoliopsida, Asterales, Asteraceae.